AUGUAUAAUAAAAACUUCAUGAGCAAACAAAGGUUACUACAGUACUGGUCAAUUUUUAUGUAAAAGAAAGUACUAUAGUUAUAUCUUGAUCUAACCUUAUACAGAAAGAAUAAUUAAUGGUGAGAGAAAGGGCUUAGAAACCACCACCAGAGCAUUCUAAUUCUAGAGACAAGUAUAGUACAUAAAUAGUCAUUAGCUGUAGAAGGAAGGAAGAGUAGAGUAAAAAUGGAUAAUUUGGAUGAUCAAGCCUCACUCUUGCAAAAUCCUCUUCUUCAACUUCCAAAUGAAGUGAGUGAGGUUUACACUGGUGAUGGGUCUGUUGAUGCAAAAGGAAAGCCAGCAGUGAAGCAAAAUAGUGGAAAUUGGAGAGCAUGUUGGUUCAUUAUAGGUGCUGAAUGUUGUGAAGGGCUGUCCUUCUUUGGUAUUUCUAGUAAUCUUGUUACUUAUUUUACUAAAGAAUUGCAUCAAGGAAAUGUGGCUGCUGCGAAAGCUGUUUCGGUUUGGCAAGGGACUACCUGCCUCACACCACUUAUUGGAGCCAUUGUUGCAGAUGCUUACUUGGGAAAAUAUUGGACCAUUCUUGCUUUCUCCACCAUCUACUUCAUAGGAUUAUGUUCCUUGACUUUCUCAGCAUCAAUUCCAGCCAAUGCUAUCCAAUUUGCUAUAUUUGAAUGUGGACUUUAUUUGGUUGCUUUAGGAACUGGUGGUAUCAAACCAUGUGUGUCACCAUUUGGUGGGGAUCAAUUUGAUGACACUGAUCCAAAAGAAAGAUCAAAGAAGAGAUCUUUGUUCAUUUGGUUUUACUUUACAAUAUGUAUUGGUAUUUUCAUAGCAAGUACUUUUCUUGCAUGGAUUCAAAAUAAUGUUGGUUGGGGACUAGGAUUUGGUAUUCCUGCACUUUUUAUGGGCAUUGCCAUUGCUUGUUUCCUUUUUGGAACACCCUAUUAUAGAACUCAAAAGCCAAAGGGAAGUCCAAUUACUAGAAUGUGCCAAGUUUUGGUUGCGUCGUGUCGAAAAUGGAAUCUUGAGGUGCCUAAAGAAAGCACAAAUCUUUUUGAUGAAACACAAGAAAGAAAUUCUUCCAUGGAAGGAGGCUGCAAUAAACUUAAACACACUAACACACUCAAGUUUCUUGAUAAGGCAGCUGUGUUUUCUGCUGCUGAUGAUGAGAUUAGUACUAGUGGAAACCCCUUCAAUCCAUGGAGACUUUGUUCUGUAAAUCAAGUUGAAGAAUUGAAGACUUUGAUCCAUUUAUUACCAAUUUUAGCUACUGGAAUAGCCUUCUCUAUUAAUGCUGCUCAAAUUUCCACAACAAUGUUGGAACAAGGCAUGGUGAUGAACUCAACUAUUGGCUCUUUAACCAUUCCUCCAGCUGCUCUUGCAACAUGUGGCAUAAUUGUUAUUCUCUUCAUUGUUCCAAUCUAUGACAGAGUAAUAGUCCCCUUUCUUAGGAGAUUUACAGGCAACGAAAAAGGCGUCACAGAGCUGCAACGAAUUGGGAUCGGCCUCUUCAUUUCGGCUCUAAGCAUGUCAGCGGCCGCAGUUGUAGAAAUGUAUAGACUUUAUGUUGCAAGAGAAGUUGGUUUAGUUCACCAAAAAGUGGUUGUACCAAUAAGUAUCUUAUGGCAAAUACCUCAAUAUGUUUUGGCGGGAACUUCACAGGUAUUCACUUCAAUUGGGCAAAUAGAGUUCUUUUAUGAAGAGUCACCAAGCACUAUGAGGAGUCUAUGCAGUGCAUUAUUGCUACUAACACUUUCAUUGGGAUACUAUUUGAACUCUUUUAUUAUUAGUUUGGUAACUUACUUUUCAACAAAGGGUGGGAAAGUUGGUUGGAUACCAGAGAAUUUGAAUGAAGGUCAUCUUGAUUAUUUCUUCUGGCUUUUGGCAGCUCUUAGCUUUUUGAAUUUGUUGGUUUAUAUAGUCUUUGCCAUGAAGUUCAAGCAUAAGAAGUCUAGUGCUUUUUAAGGUUUUUUUUUUUACUCCAUGCAUAUAUGGAGAUUGCACAAUAAGAUUACUGUCAUAUCCAUCACUAAAAUUGGUUGAUUGUUGUUACUAAUUUGUGCCUUGAUGAAUGAUAAUCUGACUUUUGUGACUC
This is a messenger RNA of Cannabis sativa, 2095 nucleotides long. Its product is annotated as protein NRT1/ PTR FAMILY 8.3. The record is from RefSeq and is a predicted model, not a curated record. Lineage: Eukaryota; Viridiplantae; Streptophyta; Magnoliopsida; Rosales; Cannabaceae. The coding region runs from base 226 to 1965 and encodes 579 amino acids. Gene Ontology annotation, cellular component: plant-type vacuole membrane. Gene Ontology annotation, molecular function: transmembrane transporter activity. Gene Ontology annotation, biological process: transmembrane transport; oligopeptide transport. The transcript has 5 exons.